AUGGGUCGUUUUGUCGAGUCUCCAGCUACUGCUGCUCCUUCUUCCCUGAAAAAUGCAGGGUCCGAUCAAUCUUCGUCUUCCUCUCCGAGUGCCACCCUUCGCUCUUACCCAGUCCAUAAGAGCACCAGUCUCAUCAACCUUCCUUCGGCCCUCAAUUCCUAUCACCCACCUAGGAUACGUUUCUCCAUCGAUACCGAUACCGGCGACGUCUUGUCGAGAAACCCUGUCGUGGGCGAUGCUGAUCACGUCUACUCUUCGGGUUUGCGACGGAUCCGACAGCAGAUCGCCCCAUCCUCCCCGAUCCACGUUACCCACUCCCUCCCGGGCUCUCGUGUCGGAUCUAUAUCCAUGUCCGCAUCCCCCACCCUUGGCGCCUGCGAGGACCUAGUACGCUUCCCCACAGAAUCCCUUCACUCCUUCUCCUUCGCUCAUCAAUCCGACGAUGCCAUCCACACUCGCCAGAACAUCUUGAAACGAAGCAUAGAGUUCAUGAGAGAUCGCUUGGGCUGGGCUGGUUCGAACCCCAUGAUUGCUAGUGCGCAAGCUAAAGUUGAGGGGGACGAGGAGAUGGUCAAGAUGAUGGAGCUGCUGCAGAAGGCAAACCUACUUGUCGGUCCCGACUCUAAGGAUCUUCUCCUCAGUACCCCGAUGUCGGGUCCCGCUACGGGUCCCGCUAUGACCGGUGACUCGAACCCGUUCGAUAGGAAUUUCCAGGCUAGAAAUCAAGCAAUGGCUUCCAUGCCAUCCUCCCCGCUAUCCCCCCCGCAAUCCGACGGCAACUUCCAAUUCACCGAUGAACCCGGUCAGAUGGACCCUGCCGAGAGUGUUUUCGGCUCUCAACCUUCUUCCCGCAGUACCACCAACGAAUCCGCUUCCACAGCUAAAACCUCCCCUCCGCCGACCCGCAGGACUAGCCUCAAGCGCACCUACACUGACACAUCCCCGCUGAGCCUCCAGACUAAGCUCCUGGAGGCUCUAGCACAACCAUAUCUCGUCGGUGAAACCCCACUAUCAACCAUUGGGGCCACCCCAGCCAGAGGGGGAAGCAUCAGCGGUUCAACAGUCCACAAUCACAGCAAUAGAUAUGCACCUGCUUCCCAGGCAAUCUUUACAACGACGUCCAGCUACCCGUGGACUAUCCUUGCCGCUAACGAUUUGGCUUGCCUCGUCUUCGGCGUCACCAAAGCAGAAGUCAGGAAAAUCGGUAUCCUAGAAGUCGUGAAGGAAGAGCGAAGAGAAUGGCUAGCCGAAAAACUGAGAGGGCCCGGCGCAUCCGGGCAGUACCGCCAGCCAUCCCCUCCACCAAUGACAUCCCUCCAGCGAGCCCUCUCGAAACCCAAAUCGGUGGCUCGAAAGUCAAGAACCGAGGAGUUAUACAACAUUGGCCGCGAUCCCGCCACUAGGAACAUGUCGAAUCCACAUCAUAACAAGAAUAAAUCUAGAGGUGUUAUUUUGUGUGGAGAUGUGGUUCCCAUCCAGAAGCGGAACGGUAAAGUCGGGGCUGCAAGUCUUUGGGUUAAAGAGAAGAGGACCGGUUUGAUCUGGGUCCUGGAAGAGAUUAAUGAGGAUGUCGUGUAUCUCAAUAUUGAUGAAAAUGUAUCUUGCUUCACGGUUGCGCCUAGCGGGGAGCCGGAAAAAAUAUUCGGGGACCGACCGAUUAGUGCUGGAGACUCAGUCGCGCGACUGCUGCCUGGGCUACCUAGGCGUGAGGAUGAUAGUGGCCUGAUAGACUUUGGCAGGCUGGAAGACAACGGACAGUACACCGCUAAGCACGUGGCCGGCCUUUCCGUACCGUGCACGGUCGAGCACAGGCCGUCGGAACAUCAGUUGAAAGUCUCAAGUUUCCCACAUAUCGCGGGGAUCCUCGUCUUAUCGGCUUCAUCGCUAGUUAUUCAGAGCUCGAAUAGCGUCUUUUCAUCGGCAUUGUUCGGACAGUCGAAACCCGCAGGAUUACAUGUCAACGAGUUGUUACCUGGAUUCGAUAGAAUGUUAAAAUUUUUGGAGACAGAAGAUAAGAUUCAGUUGGUGGAUGGAAUUGUGGUUCCGGAACAUUCGUUUAGAAGAACCAGAGCCAUACUUGCCUUAAGAGACGGGAAGGAAAACGCUGCUGCUGCAUUCUUUAGACCGACAGGGCUUAACGCCAAACACAGAGAUGGAGGAGAGCUGAGGGUGGAUGUUCAGAUGAGGGUUGUGACUUCAGAGUCUGAUGUUGCAAUCUUAGACCCUGAAGGAUCGGAGUUGCUUGGAGAUAAAUCUGAGCUGGUGUACGCUCUUUGGGUUACCUAUUCUCGAAACCAUGCGAUAUCUGAGGAACAGCUUGACCCCCUGACGGGAUUACAAAAACUGAUACCUGAAACUCCACCGCAUCAACCAUCGCCUGGUCAGACCGGCACUCCGAUUUUACAACGUGUUGAUAGCACCCCUCAACCGGAAAAUGUACCCAAGGGCGCCGCCAUAACGCGACAGUUAGAACGGGUUCUCGCCGAGGAGAAUAUCAAGAAACCACAACCUCCAGCGCCUAAGAAGGAGGCCGUCGAACACUCACAACUAGAUGGCCAUAAGAAGACGGUGAGGGACUUUGUAAUCCUGGAAGACAUGGGCCAAGGCGCAUACGGCCAAGUCAAACUCGCGCGGUACCGAAAAAACCAGAAUAAGAAGGUGGUGCUCAAGUAUGUCACCAAAUCACGAAUUUUGGUGGACACUUGGACACGCGACCGACAGCUCGGUACCGUUCCAUUGGAAAUCCACGUAUUAAACUACCUUCGACGCGAAGAUCUACGACACCCGUGUAUCGUUGAGAUGGAGGACUUUUUUGAAGAUGAUACCAAUUACUAUAUUGAAAUGAAGCCGCACGGCCUUCCCGGGAUGGAUCUGUAUGAUUAUAUUGAGUUGAAAGUUACGAUGGAUGAAGCAGAGUGCAGGAGUAUUUUCCAACAGGUUGCGCAGGCAUUACAGCACUUACACACGAAAGCACUAGUUGUGCAUCGAGAUGUUAAAGAUGAGAAUGUAGUUUUGGAUGGAGAGGGGAGGAUCAAGUUGAUUGAUUUUGGGAGCGCAGCAUACAUUAAGAAUGGGCCUUUUGACGUAUUCGUGGGAACUAUUGACUACGCUUCGCCAGAGGUGUUGAAGGGCAAGUCGUAUCGAGGGAAGGAGCAGGAUAUCUGGGCUCUGGGCGUUCUCCUUUACACGAUCAUCUAUAAGGAGAAUCCGUUUUACAAUAUCGACGAGAUAAUGGAUCACGAUAUACGUAUCCCCUGGAGCACUAGUGAUGACAGUAUUGAUCUGAUAAAGGGCAUGCUUAACCGAGAUGUUGAAAAGCGAUUGACAAUCAGCCAGGUGCUUGAACAUCCUUGGUGUACUUCGCAACAUAACGCAGUAUUGCCGGCACCGCCUCCUUUGGAUACGAUAAGUGCGCAGACUCAAGCUGUUGCUCAGAAAGGAUAG
This is a messenger RNA of Orbilia oligospora ATCC 24927, 3444 nucleotides long. RefSeq lists its product as uncharacterized. Gene Ontology annotation, cellular component: cytoplasm; nucleus; cytosol. The transcript has 4 exons. Bases 1 to 3444 code for a protein of 1147 amino acids. The record is from RefSeq and is a predicted model, not a curated record. Gene Ontology annotation, molecular function: protein serine/threonine kinase activity; ATP binding. Gene Ontology annotation, biological process: intracellular signal transduction; negative regulation of glycogen biosynthetic process; protein phosphorylation. Lineage: Eukaryota; Fungi; Ascomycota; Orbiliomycetes; Orbiliales; Orbiliaceae.